AUGACAACCAGCCGCUGCAGUCACCUGCCCGAAGUCCUGCCAGACUGCACCAGUUCGGCUGUGCCCGUGGUGAAGACUGUGGAGGAUUGUGGCAGCCUAGUGAAUGGGCAGCCACAGUAUGUCAUGCAAGUCUCAGCCAAGGACGGGCAGCUGCUGUCAACAGUAGUGCGGACUCUUGCCACCCAGAGCCCUUUCAAUGACCGACCAAUGUGCAGAAUCUGCCACGAAGGCAGUAGCCAAGAGGACCUGCUCUCUCCAUGUGAAUGUACUGGGACGCUGGGGACAAUUCAUCGGAGUUGUCUGGAACACUGGCUGUCGUCCUCAAACACCAGCUACUGUGAACUCUGCCACUUCAGGUUUGCAGUGGAGCGCAAACCCAGGCCGUUGGUGGAGUGGCUCAGAAACCCAGGUCCCCAGCAUGAGAAGCGGACUCUGUUUGGAGACAUGGUGUGCUUCUUGUUUAUAACGCCCCUGGCCACCAUCUCGGGCUGGCUCUGCCUGCGCGGCGCGGUGGACCACCUGCACUUUAGUAGUCGGCUCGAAGCCGUCGGACUGAUUGCACUCACUGUCGCACUCUUCACUAUUUACCUCUUUUGGACACUAGUGUCAUUUAGGUACCACUGUCGAUUGUACAAUGAGUGGCGUCGGACCAAUCAGAGGGUGAUUCUCCUCAUUCCAAAGUCUGUCAACGUACCUUCUAACCAACAGUCCUUGCUGGGCCUCCAUUCGGUCAAGAGGAACUCAAAGGAGACAAUUGUUUGA
This is a messenger RNA of Chrysochloris asiatica (Cape golden mole), 762 nucleotides long. It is a transcript of the gene MARCHF3, whose product is annotated as membrane-associated ring finger (C3HC4) 3, E3 ubiquitin protein ligase. Gene Ontology annotation, biological process: protein ubiquitination. The coding region runs from base 1 to 762 and encodes 253 amino acids. The record is from RefSeq and is a predicted model, not a curated record. NCBI's taxonomy places the organism in Eukaryota, Metazoa, Chordata, Mammalia, Afrosoricida, Chrysochloridae. Gene Ontology annotation, molecular function: zinc ion binding; ubiquitin-protein transferase activity. The transcript is spliced from 4 exons.